Messenger RNA from Nanorana parkeri, 4228 nucleotides. It is a transcript of the gene MAPK1, whose product is annotated as mitogen-activated protein kinase 1. NCBI's taxonomy places the organism in Eukaryota, Metazoa, Chordata, Amphibia, Anura, Dicroglossidae. Gene Ontology annotation, molecular function: ATP binding; MAP kinase activity. The coding region runs from base 232 to 1320 and encodes 362 amino acids. Gene Ontology annotation, cellular component: nucleus; cytoplasm. The transcript has 9 exons. Gene Ontology annotation, biological process: intracellular signal transduction; protein phosphorylation. The record is from RefSeq and is a predicted model, not a curated record.
UGACCCCGCCCCUCAGACCCUCCCAUACACACCCAGCGGGCGGGAAGGCGUUAGCCAGGCAGCGCCUCACUCAAGCACCGACCGACAGAGCAAGUACGACACGGGCCGCCGCCUCUCCUUCCUGACCAGCUGAGCAGGACGCCACAGGCCGCAGCGGCGGAAGGAGAGACAGGGAAGACGUGCAGAGCACAGAGCCGGCGUACACGAAUUCGUCUCCUCUGAGCGUCGAACAUGGCGGCUGCAGCUGGGGCCUCGUCUAACCCCGGAGGGGGACCAGAGAUGGUGCGGGGACAGGCGUUCGACGUAGGCCCGCGAUACACCAAUCUCUCCUACAUCGGGGAAGGGGCCUAUGGCAUGGUGUGUUCUGCAUAUGACAACGUGAACAAAGUCCGAGUUGCUAUCAAGAAAAUCAGCCCUUUUGAACAUCAAACAUACUGCCAGAGAACACUGAGAGAGAUCAAAAUCUUGUUGCGCUUCAAGCAUGAGAAUAUUAUUGGAAUAAAUGAUAUUAUCCGAGCUCCAACUAUCGAGCAAAUGAAAGAUGUAUACAUUGUUCAGGACCUCAUGGAGACUGAUUUGUACAAGCUCCUAAAGACCCAGCACCUUAGCAAUGACCACAUCUGUUAUUUCCUCUACCAAAUCCUGAGAGGUCUGAAGUACAUCCAUUCAGCCAAUGUUUUACAUCGUGAUCUCAAACCAUCAAACUUGCUGCUAAACACUACUUGUGAUCUGAAGAUCUGUGAUUUUGGAUUGGCACGUGUUGCAGACCCAGACCAUGAUCACACUGGUUUCCUGACAGAGUAUGUUGCAACUCGCUGGUACCGGGCACCAGAGAUCAUGUUAAAUUCCAAGGGAUAUACCAAAUCAAUUGAUAUCUGGUCUGUUGGCUGCAUUCUUGCAGAGAUGCUUUCCAAUAGGCCCAUAUUUCCAGGAAAGCAUUAUCUUGAUCAACUUAAUCAUAUCCUUGGCAUUCUUGGAUCUCCUACUCAAGAGGAUUUAAACUGUAUAAUAAAUUUGAAAGCUAGAAACUACUUGCUGUCCCUCCCUCAUAAAAAUAAGGUUCCCUGGAACAGGCUUUUCCCAAAUGCAGAUCCUAAAGCUCUUGAUUUGUUGGACAAAAUGUUGACCUUCAACCCACACAAACGAAUUGAAGUAGAAGCAGCUCUUGCUCACCCAUAUCUGGAACAGUAUUAUGACCCAAGUGAUGAGCCUGUAGCCGAGGCACCCUUUAAGUUUGAAAUGGAGCUGGAUGACUUGCCUAAGGAGACACUGAAGGAGUUAAUUUUUGAAGAAACUGCUAGAUUCCAGCCAGGGUACUGACCGCAAUAUGACCACAGGGAAAGGCUGUGAAGGACUUCAUACUCCGACAUCUGUGUUCUUGACAGUUCUUCCUCCUUGGCCAUGUCCUGUGACCCAUCUCAGCUUGUCCAGUCUAACUCCUUUGGGCCAUUAAGGAGGGCGGUUCCUGGUAGUUGUGGCUUUUUUAUGCUUCUGAUGAAUCUUUCAAUCUGGAGAAGUGUUCUUGACACUCCUUUUUCGUAAAGCCCUUUUGCAGUGUGGUGCAUCAAGCACUUGCUGAUACCGUAAAUAACUGCUUGUAAAUUCAUUUUUUUUUUUUUUCUUUUUAUAAAUACAGUGGUUUAUUUCCCAUGAAGUGGACAGUGUCCUGACUUUUACAGGCUUUACAUAUUAUGUUGAACCCAUGUUACUGAUGACUGUGGUAACUGGCAUUUUUUUUGUUUUUCUUCUUUUUGGGAGAGUUAUUUCUCUGGGCACUUUAAAUCAACAGAGAGCUCCAUUUACUCACAUAUCAUUUUAAACCCAUUGCAGUUAGAAGCAUUAAAAACCUGCUGGAGAUCAUUGUAUAAUAUCCAGGUUUUCCUUGGCAUGUAGCUGAGCUGUGUGAGAACUUUUAACCAUUUAUGUGCUUGAGGGACCUGAUAGAUUAAAAUCGUAUUCAUAACAAUCUGCUUACUUGUACAUCAAACUCAAUAGCAAAAAAGCUGCUGCAAUAUAACAUUUAUAAUAUAUAUAAAUAUAUAUAUAUAUAUACUUGCAUACAUAUAUAUCUGGGGCAUUUGUGCCAUGCACUGGCCUUUUAUAGGUCUGCGUGUUUCAUGUAUGGAUGAGUUUGGAGGAAGAAGAGCUUUCAUAGGACAGAAAUAAAACAAGCAAGUGAAACCAAAAUCUCAUACCUUUUUAUUUUCAGUUGGUGUUGGCAUGAGGCCCACAUAUUGACUUAAAAAUAGCAUGCCAAUGUUAUUUCUAGUGGAGCCAUAUUCACUGAAUGUUUUGACACUUAGUGUAAUUUUCCCCAUACAUAAAAUAACCAGAAUGAUAGUUACCAUACUGUAACAAACAAAUACUGUACUUAUUGGGGAUGCCAAUCUUAUUCCUAGCAAUCCCCCACCCAGCUUCCCAAGAUGGAGAUACAUCUGUGUAUAAAGCUAACUCCUUUUUUUUUCCCUCUGUCAUGCUGGAGCAGCAAUCAAGCAAGCACUAAACUCUUUUAAUGUGUAAAACAUUCUUUUCUUUUCUGCAAGUAUUUGUUCUUGGAGUUGUAUUCUGUGGAGUUUUAGAUGUUCUGUCCCAGUGCAGUGCCUCCUACUUUUUCCUCACUGCUCUUUGUGGUGAAAGAUUUGCCUUGUUUCAGAUGACCGUGCCCUCGCAUGACUGUUAAGCUUUUCUGUGCAAAGAUUGUCUAAGUGCCACAUGCCUAUGAUUGAUUGGAUUAAGAUCUCUUACCUCUGAGUUGUGUUUAAAUGAAAUCUUAUCCUGUAACCUUCAUAAGGAUUAUGAAACAACUCUGUUUUAAAUACCCUUCCCCACCCUCUCCCAUGUCUUCUCUUAUAGCAACAUUUAUAGAGACUUGUCUGAACUGCCUAGGAACAUGAGCAAAAAUUGCACUUGUAAUUGAAAAUAAAUUUGAAAAAAAAGUCUCCAUUUAACCUUUUUUUUUUAAUAGAUUUUUUUUUUCCUCAUUCUUUUCGAAGUUUGCUUAGUGGGUCAGUUUCUGUGAUGUGGGUUAUGUAAACAUUUUACAAUAAUGUUGGUGAAUGGGAUUACCAGAUAAUUUUAUGUUCAACUGAUCAGACUAACCACUUGUUAGAUCAAAUGCUUAUGUCUUAUUAAACAGUUGUGCACGAUAUCGUCUGUAGAACGUAUACUUUUUAAAUAGACUGCUUUAUUUAAGAGGCAGUGAAAAGCUGAGCCUUGUACACCUACUUUACAUAUAAAAAGGGAUUGAUCUGCUAGGGUGUUAGGCCGGCAUCACUUGCCUUAUUUCUCUUUUUAUUAUUUCAGUGUUUGAGGGAACAAUUAUAGCCAUACCAGAUUUCCACCAGUGAUUUCUUUCAUGCCCAGUAUCUGUGCUUGUUUCUGAAUCAACGUGACAUACUGAUAUUAAUGGAUCUUAUCUAUGAAGAGACAGUUUAUUUUGCCAGGUCUUGAUCAAAGGACUUUGCUUUUCUUUUCUUAAGCAAACCUUUUUUUUCUUGAUUUCACAAUCUCUGACAUGGCACCAAAACCCUUUUAAGAAAUGUUAACUCUUCACCUUGCAUUUAAAAGUAAAGCAAAUGUUUAUCUAUGCACUGACGAAAUUCACACUUUUUCCCCCCUUUGUGAGUAUAAUGCAUGGAUAGUUUAGUCAUAUUAAUUGCAUCAGGGAAAGAAGAAGCCAUAUGUAAUUCUAGAAAUUUAGAGAAUGGUCUGUCUCCCCAUUAAUUGUGAAAGCAUCCUUUUGGAGGGAGAAAGGGGGGUUGGGUUUUUGACUUAGUCUGGUGAAACCCUGGAUAAACCAACUAAAGGUAAACCGUUAUGCAGUAGCCAUUCUACUUGUGAUAGUAACCACAAAGGAUAUUCCAGUCUUUUUUUCUGUUUAGAAACCUUUUGCACCCACACAAUGAGAUGCUUCUAGAAUCCGGUAUUGUCGUGCUUGAUGAGCACGGCUUUAAAUCGGUAUCAUUGAAUCCAUUCCAGUUUAAGUAUUGCAUAAUUGCUGUGAUACAUCUUACAGGAGCAUCUGAACAGCCAAAACCGCCUGCUGCUUUCCACUUGGAAGUUUCUCACUACUAAAUGCACUUCACCUACUGCCUUCAGAUCUGCUCUUGUUCCCAAGAUACCCAUAACAACCAUACACCAGUGUUUUCUUACGGUUGCUUGUAUUCAUUAUUACUAGUCCAUUACCAUUUUGGUGCAAAAGGGCAUAUGCUUGCGGUCAAUUUAAAAA